Cynara cardunculus var. scolymus (artichoke) is the source of this 1196-nucleotide messenger RNA. Its product is annotated as deSI-like protein At4g17486. Lineage: Eukaryota; Viridiplantae; Streptophyta; Magnoliopsida; Asterales; Asteraceae. The record is from RefSeq and is a predicted model, not a curated record. The transcript is spliced from 4 exons. The coding region runs from base 253 to 1005 and encodes 250 amino acids. Gene Ontology annotation, biological process: protein deubiquitination. Gene Ontology annotation, molecular function: deubiquitinase activity.
CGAGACACAAAUGCAGCAAUCCUCUCACUUUUACUCAUAAUUGAACCACGUUUGUACUCGUGACGCUGCAAUAGCGAAAAGGAAACCCUUUGAUUGAAGUUACUGGUCGUGAUGAUGAUGAAUCUGUGAUCAAUGUUCAUAUAUUUCGAUCUGUUUUUGUUGUUCUCAAAUUUGGAACGGAAGAAUUUAUUUUGAAUCAAGGGAGAAAGGGGUUAGGGUUUGUGGAUCGGGUACACAGAGAAAGCAGGGGAGAUGACGGAGGUUAUGCUCCAUAUAUAUGAUGUGACGAAUAGUGGUUCAGAUAAUACUAACAACACCAUCGUUCAGAUCAACAAGAUUUUCAAAGACGGCAUCGGUCUCGGCGGCAUUUUUCACAGCGCAGUUCAGGUUUAUGGAGAGGAUGAAUGGUCUUUUGGGUUCUGUGAGCAAGGCACUGGAGUUUUCAGUUGCCCUGCCAGAAAGAACCCAAUGUACACAUAUCGUGAAUGCAUUGUUCUUGGGAAAACAGACUUAUCUAAAUACAAGGUCAACCAGAUCCUGAGGGAACUUAGCAGAGAAUGGCCUGGAAACUGUUAUGACUUGCUGUCAAAAAACUGCAAUCACUUUUGCAACGAGCUCUGUGAAAGACUUGAUGUCCCUAAACUUCCAGGUUGGGUGAACAGGUUUGCUAAUGCUGGUGACACUGCUGUAGAAAUAGCAGAAAGCACAGCUAUUCGGUUCAGACAAGCGAAAACCGAGAUUGUGACAGCUAGCAAGGUGGCAUAUCGAUUUCUUUCUGGGAUCGCUUCAAAUUCUACGACCCCAGUCUCUCCAGAUUCCCCUGGCAAUGCUAACAGAAACAGCCCGAGAUUCCAACAACCUGCUUGGUUUAAAAACCUCGUGGCUGCUGGAGCCAAGCCAUCAACUAGUGUCACGCUUGAAAAUGGAGACGAUGAAGUUGUGCACCCUCAGAGGCCACAAAGACAAGAAUACGAAACAGCAUCCCUACGGUCACUUGAGAUGUAGAACUUUUGUUACUGCUUUCUUUGUGUAUUAGUUUUAUAGACCCUAUGUUUUCGGUAUUUAUGUAUGGAUUUGUUACUGUUUCUUUCCAUUCAUGCCAAAGUUUGUUUGGACUGUAUUUUGAUAUUCCUUUCUUGGAUGACCGAAAACUUGCCGUUUUAUCAAAUGCAUAUAUAUACUUCAACUGUGGCUGC